Dendrobium catenatum is the source of this 1986-nucleotide messenger RNA. RefSeq names its product glutamate-1-semialdehyde 2,1-aminomutase, chloroplastic. The record is from RefSeq and is a predicted model, not a curated record. Bases 104 to 1522 code for a protein of 472 amino acids. Gene Ontology annotation, molecular function: glutamate-1-semialdehyde 2,1-aminomutase activity; pyridoxal phosphate binding; transaminase activity. The transcript is spliced from 4 exons. Gene Ontology annotation, biological process: tetrapyrrole biosynthetic process. Gene Ontology annotation, cellular component: chloroplast. NCBI's taxonomy places the organism in Eukaryota, Viridiplantae, Streptophyta, Magnoliopsida, Asparagales, Orchidaceae.
GCAACACAAAUAUUUCCCAUCUUCAAUGUAUCUAUUAUCUUCAAACAAGCUUCUUCUAUCCUUUGACGGUAGCGACUAGCGAGCGUGCGAGCUAGAGAGAGAAAUGGCGAGCGUCUCGGCUGCUGCUCUCUGCUGGAGUUCGAGUGUCUCUAUACCUCCAUCCUCGAAGCCCUCUGCUCCGCUGCCUCGCCGCUUCUCCACCGUGGUUAAAAGCGCCGUCUCUGUUGAGAGGAAGAGAUUGAAUCUACAGAAGUCCGAAGAGAUAUUUGUCGCUGCCAAGGACUUGAUUCCUGGAGGCGUGAAUUCACCUGUACGUGCUUUUAAAUCUGUUGGUGGGCAGCCCAUUGUUUUUGAUUCUGCUAAGGGCUCUCGAGUCUGGGAUGUUGAUGGCAAUGAGUAUAUUGAUUAUGUACUGUCAUGGGGGCCAGCUAUCAUUGGCCAUGCAGAUGACAAGGUUAAUGCUGCUUUAAUUGAAGCUGUUAGAAAAGGCACUAGUUUUGGUGCUCCAUGUGUCUUAGAGAAUACGUUGGCUGAGAUGGUCAUCUCAGCUGUUCCCAGCGUCGAGAUGGUUCGGUUUGUCAACUCAGGCACAGAAGCAUGCAUGGGUGCUCUACGCCUUGCCCGUGCUUUUACUGGACGUUCAAAAAUCAUAAAAUUUGAGGGCUGCUAUCACGGCCAUGCCGACUCUUUCCUUGUUAAAGCAGGCAGCGGAGUUGCCACUCUUGGCCUCCCUGAUUCCCCUGGCGUCCCCAAGGCAGCUACUGCAGAUACUCUUACAGCGCCAUACAAUGACAUAGAAACUGUGAAGACUCUUUUUGAGAACCAUAAAGGUGAGAUUGCUGCUGUGAUAAUUGAACCGGUUGUUGGAAAUGCUGGAUUCAUUGUACCAAAGCCUGAUUUCCUGAAUGCCCUGCGCCAUAUUACCAAGGAAGAAAGUUCUCUCCUUAUCUUUGAUGAAGUUAUGACUGGGUUCCGACUUUCGUAUGGUGGAGCUCAGGAGUACUUUGACAUAACCCCUGAUUUAACUACUCUUGGGAAGAUCAUCGGUGGCGGCCUACCUGUCGGUGCUUAUGGAGGGAAGAGAGAAAUUAUGGAGAUGGUGGCUCCUUCAGGUCCUAUGUAUCAGGCUGGAACAUUAAGCGGGAAUCCUUUAGCAAUGACUGCUGGAAUUCACACUCUUAAAAGGUUGCAAGAAUCUGAGUGUUAUGAGUACUUGGAUAAGAUCACUGGAAAACUAGUUUCCGGAAUUCUAGAAGCUGGAAAGCAGGCAGGACAUGAACUCUUUGGCGGCUACAUACGAGGAAUGUUUGGGUUCUUCUUCACAGAAGGACCUGUAAAUAGCUAUGAGGAUGCAAAGAAAAGUGACACUGCAAAAUUUGCAAGAUUUCACAGGGGAAUGCUAGAAGAAGGUGUGUAUCUUGCACCUUCCCAGUUUGAAGCAGGAUUCACAAGCAUCGCACAUACUUCUCUUGAUAUUGAACAAACAAUUGAGGCUGCCAAGAAAGUUUUCCAGAGCAUAUAGUUUGGGUUAGUAGCUACGACAUCUUGCUUACUGGCAAUGACUCCGCAGCCAUCGAACAACUUCUACAAAAUCUACAUUUCCUAUUCAUUUCUGGCAGCUGAAAUGUGUUUUUCGUUAUUUGCGUGGUACAAUAUCCUACGAACAUCCCAUCAUCAGUGCCACACUCGAAUUGAAAGCUUAUUCAGAUUUCAAUUGGGCUGCUGAUAAAACAGAUCGUCGCUCUAUCAGGUUUUUGUGUUUAUCUUGGUCAGAAAUUGGUGUCCUCGCAUGUGAAGUAAAUUAUUGUUGCUCGAUCUUCUACUAAUGUUGAAUAUAGAGCCUUAGCUGCAGCUGCAAGUGAUAUUAUGUAGUUAAGAUGUUUGCUCGCUGUUUCUAAAAUUUCUGUAACACAACCUACACUAUUUUAUAGCAACAUCUCAGCUGUUGCCUUAGCUAAUAACCCGAUCUUUCAUGCUCACGCAAAA